Molecule: messenger RNA, 1233 nt
Organism: Pseudophryne corroboree (corroboree frog)
Lineage: Eukaryota; Metazoa; Chordata; Amphibia; Anura; Myobatrachidae
Gene: MBOAT4
Product: membrane bound O-acyltransferase domain containing 4
Exons: 2
Coding region: 1-1233 (410 amino acids)
Biological process (GO): lipid modification; peptidyl-serine octanoylation
Cellular component (GO): endoplasmic reticulum membrane
Molecular function (GO): serine O-acyltransferase activity
Source: RefSeq, a predicted model, not a curated record
AUGCAAAAUCUUAUGUAUAGAAUUUGUUCCUCUCUCCAGUUUACAUUACUUACUUUGGACUUUUUGCUUAAUUUCAGAUACAUAUAUCUCCUAGUUGGAGGAGUGAUUUUAGCAUGUACUUCAGUGGGUCCUUAUGCAGCAUUACUGCUCAUCCCUGCCCUGGGCUCUGGAGUGCUGUGUUACACUGUACACUACCAUGCGGUUCACAGGUGGGCUUUUCUGCUGCAGAUGGGGUGGCAGACCUGCUGUCAUCUAUGGAUAAUGUAUAAGCAGUACUACCUGCAGGAAAUCAUGACUAUAAAGUUUUCCAUCAUGAUUUCAUCCCUUAUGCUACUAACUCAAAAAGUCACAUCUCUAGCUAUGGAUCUCCAUGAAAGAAAAGUGACGUUAAUAGCAGAGGAUUGCAUCAAGGAGAAAGGUUUCCAUGAUAAGCCCGUAUACGGUAUACUAUCUCUCCUUUCCUACCUUAUGUCCUUUCCGGCAUUGUUGGGUGGACCACUUUGUUCAUUUGUGGAGUUCCAGCAUCAGGUCGCAAACUCUCAUAGGUGUAGCAAUAUGUGGCAAGCUUGGGUGGCAAUUAGAGGCUGCACAUUAUUUCUGUUGUGUCAGAUCGUCCAUGGUUUCCUGUCUGAGAAGAUAGACUUUCAGUGUGAUCUCAUGGACUGCAGGCAGCUACACUGUGUGUAUGUAAUGUGGACCACAGCACUGUUAUAUAAACUGACUUACUACUCCCACUGGAUCCUGGAUGAAGCCCUAUUUCUCUCUGCAGGCUUUUCAGUAGUUAUGGAUUCUGAUAUCAACAUCUAUACCUUGGAGACAACCAACAAAAUCUCAGUGUUUGCCAGGACAUGGAAUAAAAGUACAGCAAAGUGGCUUAGAAGACUCAUAUUCCAAAACUGCAGGAAGAGCCCCCUAUUCGCUACAUUCGCCUUCUCAGCUUGGUGGCACGGACUGUACCCUGGACAAAUAUUUGGCUUCUUGUGCUGGGCUGUAAUGGUGGAAGCUGAUUACAGGAUACACAUGAAUAUAGGCACUAAUUCAACAUCAUGGUACAUCAUCGUUUUUCACAAAGCAAUUACUUGGAUUCUAACCCAGUUAAUUAUUGCAUUUAUCAUGUUAGCUAUUGAAAUGAGAAGCGUAACAAUGAUAUAUGCGCUCUGCUUUUCUUACAAUAGUUUAUUUCCUAUUAUAUAUUGCAUGUCAUUGAUAUUCUUUAUAAAACGAAAGCGAUAA